Onychostoma macrolepis is the source of this 5066-nucleotide messenger RNA. It is a transcript of the gene mcf2lb, whose product is annotated as mcf.2 cell line derived transforming sequence-like b. Gene Ontology annotation, biological process: positive regulation of Rho protein signal transduction; intracellular signal transduction. NCBI's taxonomy places the organism in Eukaryota, Metazoa, Chordata, Actinopteri, Cypriniformes, Cyprinidae. Gene Ontology annotation, cellular component: extrinsic component of membrane; cytoplasm. The transcript is spliced from 31 exons. The record is from RefSeq and is a predicted model, not a curated record. Bases 867 to 4169 code for a protein of 1100 amino acids. Gene Ontology annotation, molecular function: guanyl-nucleotide exchange factor activity.
UGCUGUUAUAAAAAUAUCACAUUACAAACUAAAGUCAGGUUGCUUUAGUCCAGUAAAUGUUCUCUUAACAUAAUGAGAAAUGUUCUCAUAAAAAUAUUAAUAGCAAUAUAAACAUUCUUUUACUUUCUAAAAAAUAAUUAAUGAUUUUACUGCAAAAAUACAUGUGUACCACAAUCUGAAUAUAGACAUUUUUACAAUUAUACUGAAAGACCUUUACAAAGUAUGAACUGUCAAUCAGACAACAGAAGGCAUGUCGCAGAUUGUGUGCAACAGAUUUUUCAGCAGUUUUGAUCAUGGUGAUAACCUAGAGGCCUUAAAAAUGUAUCAAAUACGAUACAGAAGGAAUUCCUAAACUAAUUUCUCAUCGUUUAACAGUGGAAUAUUACUGUAAAAGAAAAUGUGAAAGAUAUGUGACAUACAAAACUGCCCUGACUGUACUGUAAGUCUGUGCCUAAAUGUACUUUUGUACUUGCCCUCAUUUUCAAAAGCCUAAAGGCUGAAAGGGAAUUCCCAAAGACUCUCCUGUGAGAUUCAUUCUAGGGGUGACUUGACUAAAAUGUGUGUGUGUUUGGCAGAUACUGCUGAGUACAAAAACAGAUACCAUAAAAACAGUUUUCCACAGCAGCAGCACAGCUUGCUGCAGUAGUUAGUACACUGGCUUUAGGUAAGCACGUAUGUUGUUUAACUACUAGCUGUUCUGAAUUGGAGUGGUUAAUGCUUUAACAAUAGCAGUAAAUUAUUUGAGUUUAGUACCAUGUAGUAUCGUAAAGUGUAACUGAAGGAACAGUGUGAGGUCAGGUAUCAGACGACAAUAAAGGGGAAAGUUAUGCUGAGGAAAUCCAGAAAAAGGCGUCCGAAACAAGACAAUGAACGUGGACAGCUUCUUCUGGUCCCGCUGGUACAAGAACAGAAUGAGAUCAUGCAGAGGGAGUCUAGUCCUCUCUACGCUGCUGAUAUUAUCACUGAGCUCAAGAGACAGUUUGUGUUCCUGUCUGAGGAAGUUUUCACACUUGAUCCACUUGAUUUUUUUAAAGAGGACUCAAGUAAGAACACCCUGGGGAAGAGGACAGGAUGGAAGCCCUAUCAUUAUCUUUCCAGAGUUCCCUUCCUUUUGUGAAAUUGGAGACCAAGAGUUUCGUAAUGUUCUUACUUACCUGACAAGUAUUCCCAGUCUGAGUGCAGCGGGUGUGGGCUUCAUUGUAGUGAUCGACAGGCGCAGAGAUCGAUGGACGUGUUUAAAGGGGACAUUACUGCGUAUCUCAGGCUGGUUUCCUGGUAAUCUUCGGCUUGUUCUGGUGCUGAGACCCAGUGCUAUCCUGCAGCGAACUUUGACUGAUGUGUUCUUCAAACUCCAAAGAGAUGACUUUAAAGUACCGGUUAUCAUGCUAAGCUCACUAGCUGAUCUGCACUCUUAUAUUGAGCGGAGCCAACUGACACAAGAACUGGGUGGCUCUCAGUACUACUGCCACAAGACCUGGAUCUCUCAUCGCACAGAUCUUGAAAGCUUUGCUGCUUUAGUGAAGAGGAUGGCUGAGAGACUGCAAGUGUUCGGCAGGGAGCUGGCAGAAACAGAGCUCCCUAACAACCUCCUAACAGCCAGCAAUCUGCUCAAUGCACAAACCAGCAGAAAAGACAGUUUCAAAGAAGAGAUGGCAGGAGCUCUAAGCCAAGGACGCAAACUCUUGGAGAACAUCAGGGAACCGGUCCGCAGAGAUCCGGACAGCAGUCUAAACCCUGAUCAGCUAGAGAACCUUGCUACAGUGCACAGGCUGUUAUCCCAGUUAAAUGAGAGCUCUACAGCGUUUGAUGAGUUCUGGAUUCAGCAUCAAAAUAAACUGGAUCUAUGUUUGAAACUCUGCCAGUUUGAGCACAACUUUCAACAGUUGCGAACAGAGCUGGAGCAGACAACAGACACGCUGAAUGCUUUUUCAGACGUUGGAAUAAACUCUGCCCAAACAGAACACCUCCUUCAAGAGCUGACCAAUCAAGAGAAGAAAGCCUGUGAAGUGCUGGACAGAGUAAGGUCUGUGGUUGCCGAGGGCCAAUGUUUGAUUGACAGCUCUCAGAAUGUUGACAACACUGUUGCAGUGAAAUGCAGUGAGCUACAGAGAGUGAGAGAGAAUCUCACCCAAGAGCUCAAAGACAAGAGGACCAUGUUGACACAGGCUAUGGAGCUACAUAGAAGAUUGGAAAUGGUGUGUAAAUGGUGUGAUGAUGGGAUUUACAUGCUAGCGUCACAGCCUCUUGACAAGUGCCAGUCACAGGAGGGGGCGGAGUCAGCACUAUCAGAGCUGGAGUGUUACCUGGAGACAGCCAAUGAGAAACAGCAGUGGGAAAUCAGCACAGUUUGGCUGGAAUAUGAGAACAUACUGAACAAUGAGCUCAGGGAGCAAGUAAAGCGUGCAUUUGAAAAGAAAGCCUCACUUCAGGAGAUGUUUGAGAGGAGGAGGGUCAGUCUGAAGAAACUAGCAGCCAAACAAACACGACCUGUCCAACCUGUGGCCCCACGACCAGAGUCACUCUCAUCUCCUGCUCACAGGGAGCAUGAGAACAUCUGUAUUAGUGAGGACUCAGACAGCAGGGUGUCCUGUAAACAAGUAAACUCUGAUCAAGUUGACAGGAGCAAUCGCAAUCCUUCUGUAUCUGAGGAGGAGGAAACCCUGGCUGUUCUGCGCAGGCAUGUAAUGAACGAGUUACUAGAAACAGAAAGAGCAUAUGUGGAAGAGCUUAUGUGUGUUUUGCAGGGAUAUGCUGCAGAAAUGGACAACCCCUCCAUGGCCCUUCUCAUCCCUGCAGCCCUGCAGAACAAGAAGGACGUGUUAUUUGGGAACAUGCAGGAAAUUUAUAAUUUCCACAAAAGAAUAUUCCUCAAAGAGCUGGAAACUUACACUGACUGCCCUGAGCUUGUGGGCCGCUGCUUCCUGGACUGGAUGGGGGAGCUGCAGAUUUAUGAGAAAUACUGUCACAACAAGCCUCGUUCUGAGAGCCUCUGGAGGCAGUGCUCAGACUGCGCCUUCUUCCAGGAGUGUCAGAAGAAACUAGAGCACAAACUAGGACUGGACUCAUACUUACUGAAGCCUGUGCAGAGGAUCACUAAAUACCAACUCCUGCUGAAGGAGAUGAUUAAGUACAGUAAAGGCUGUGAGGGCUCAGUGGAGCUGCAGGCAGCUCUUUCCUCCAUACUGGGUAUCCUGAAGGCUGUAAAUGACUCAAUGCACCUCAUCGCCAUCACAGGAUAUGAGGGUAACCUUGGAGACCUGGGUCGCCUGCUGAUGCAGGGGUCGUUCAGUGUGUGGGCUGAGCAUAAGAGAGGUCACGUGAAGGUGAUGGAGCUUGCCAGGUUUAAGCCCAUGCAGAGACACCUGUUCCUGCAUGAGAAAGCCGUGCUCUUCUGCAAGAGACGAGAGGAGAGCGGAGAGGGAUAUGAGAAAGCACCCUCAUAUAGCUUCAAGCAGGAGCUCAGCAUGGCUGCUAUUGGAAUAACAGAGCAUGCUAAAGGGGACAGCAAGAAGUUUGAGAUCUGGUCCAGUUCAAGAGAUGAGGUCUACACAGUACAGGCCGCAUCUGAGGAGGUUAAGACCAUCUGGGUAACAGAGAUCCGGAAACUUCUAACAGGACAGCUGGAGGCCUGCAAAGUAGAGGCAAGUCAACAGAGGGCACCUGAGCAGUUCUCCUCAGAUACCAGCUCAACUAACAGACUGGUGAGAAAUGAACGUAGCAACCUCAGGAGUGGAGGAGUGGAGAAACCAAAGGCAGACGAGGAAAGAGUUAAAGAACUUGAGAACACUCUAGAGCCCAGAAUGACAGGGAGAGCAAAAGGGUCUUCAUUCAGUUUUGAGACAAAACCAAAACGACAGGAUAUCCGGAGUGACCCUACACCUCUAGAAACAGGGCCACACCCUUACAUGGGCGGAGUCAGGUGGUUCAGUACAUCAAGCCUGUUUCAAAAUCGUAGGAGAGGUACACAUACUGAGUACACACGUUGGACUAAAGGAUCCCUCUCAUUGGAUGCCUCUGUGGAGCAUGAUGGAUACUUUAGUGCAGAGGAGCAGGUGACCUCUGACCCAGAAGAGGAGAAGGAAGAUAAAAUGUGUGCAGAUGAGCUGCAGUCUGUGAGGAUAGAGGAAGAGAUCCAGUGUUCUGAAGAGACUGAGGUUCCUGAGAAAUGAGAGUUGAGUGUGAAUGUGUGUGUGUAUUGCCAUCAGUGUCCAGCAAAUACGCUAGGUUUCAUGCAUAACUCUUGAAAAUAGGGAAAUGGACAUAUAAACCAUUAACUUUGAAGUUUUGCAUACUCUUAAAAAUAAAGGUUUCUGGUAGAACCAAAGAGUUUUAAUGAAUAGCCUACAUGGAGAAAGCUGUCCAUUAGUAAUCACUUUCAUCUCAAUGGCAGUGUGACAAAAUGCUUUUUUGUCAGAAUAUGCAGCUAAUUUUAAAUGGCUUUCAAUGGAGAGAAAUGAUUUUUAGAACCAAACAUCUACCAGCAGAGGUCGUACUAACCAGCCACAAACAAAAAGUUAGUGCCAAAAAGGGUUUUACAGGACCUUUUUAUUCUUUAAAUCUAGAAGAAACCGUCUUGACCAACUGACAAACCUGUAACGUAAUAUAAAGAACUUUUUGACUCUCCAAAGAGCUGUAUACAGUGGAAAAUGACUGUUGUUAAGAGAGUUCUUUGCAAGAAGCUUUAUUUUUAAGAGUGUAGUCUUAGAAUGCACCAAUAUAAUGUGUUUUACAGAGACACCCGAGCCAGCUCUUUACACACCGUCUCAUAGUAUGCUGUGAUACGUUUCAUAUCCCUUAAAACUUAGUAGUUAUUUCUGUCACAGUAAUGAUGUCCAUAUUGGGAUAUGGCAUGUCUAUUGUCAAUUCCUGUGAUCUCCAAUGUGAAAGCAUGUGACAUAUCAUUGUGUACUGUACAAUGCAGGAAACUAGGACCUAUGUGUAAAACAAGCAUAUCAUAUAUGCAGAUGUUGUUUCUCAAAGUGACUGUGAUCACCCUGUGCCAUUUGUAUGUAAAUUAGGUUUACAAAUCAAUAUUGUUUUAUAUAUAUAUGCAUAUAAAAAUAAAA